CCGGCGACGGCGAAUGCCAAAACCGUCCUCCAUCUCUUACUACAUUUCCUACACUUGCCACACCACACAUCUCGCAACAAAUGACAGUUGGCGCUCGAAACAGUCGCGGGAAUGCAGAAUACGGUGACAAUGAUGUCCCUGUGAAUAAAAUAACCAGUUUUAACGGCCGAUUAAGUCAAUACUUUCACAAUACGAAGAAUGUCGUUGCAUCGAGUGGCUUGAGUCUCGCGAAAGAGACUGCGAAGGACACCCUGAAACGGGAUUCAUCGUCGCAAGAAUGUUCCGAAGGUGAUCUGCCUAUUGAUCAUGGUUCGUCGCGGUCGAAGCGAAGAAAAGGACUUGCCACAGCGACUCCCACUCCGGAGGAAUCUGAGUCUCCUGUACGAAUAACUCGCUCGCGCUCAGCUUCUCUACUACAGACACAAUCGCCACAGUCAUCCCCGAACACCCGUGCCCGAUCCACGACCACCGCAAAAGCAACAGCGACAAAGCCAACCAAACGCGGCCGCGGCUCCCGCACCCCCUCCCAAGCACCCGUCUCACACUCCCUCCUCCGCGACACAAUCCCGCUUAACCUAACCCUCCUCCUCGUGGGCGUAAACCCGGGCAUCUUAACCGGCACGACGGGCCACGCCUACGCCCAUCCCUCGAACCUCUUCUGGAAACUCCUGCACUGGUCCCGGAUAACGGAUAUCCGGCAUCCACCAUCCGACACCUACCGGUUACCAGAAUUGUACAACAUUGGGAAUACGAAUAUCGUUGAACGACCAACUAGGGAUGCGAGUAUGUUGAGUAAAGCGGAAAUGGACGCUGGUGUGCCCGUUCUCGAAGUCAAGGUUGCCACGAAAAAGCCCGAAGUUGUUUGUUUGGUUGGCAAGAGUAUCUGGGAGGCUGUGUGGAGGGUACGACAUGGACGGGGGAUAAAGAAGGAGGAGUUUAAGUAUGGUUGGCAGGGUGUAGAGGAGAAUAUGGGAGUUUGUGAGGGGUGGGGUGGGGCGAGGGUGUUUGUGGCUACGACAACGAGUGGGUUGGCUGCUGGGAUGAGCAUUGGGGAGAAGAGGGCUGUUUGGGACCAGCUUGGGGGGUGGGUUGUUAAGAGGAGGGAAGAGCGGGCUUCUGAAGAGAAGGGUUGCGGGUUGUAUAGUACGGACUAGACUUACAUAGACAUGUCUAGACUAUGGUUCUAUAGACAUACGUACUUGUUUUUCUGGACAGCUCGAAGGCUUUCCCUUUCCGUUUUAGUGCUCACCCCUCGCCGCUUUCUGCUCACUGCAUAGACCUGAGCAUGCCCUGAGCAGCCUGGGCUGAUCACUGAGUAGGGGACUGAGCAGAGGGUUGAGUAGCCUAAGAUAGCAUCGUAUUCCUUCCUUGCAACCGUGCU
This is a messenger RNA of Aspergillus ruber CBS 135680, 1381 nucleotides long. Its product is annotated as mismatch-specific DNA-glycosylase. The transcript has a single exon. The record is from RefSeq and is a predicted model, not a curated record. The coding region runs from base 81 to 1154 and encodes 357 amino acids. Gene Ontology annotation, molecular function: mismatch base pair DNA N-glycosylase activity. Gene Ontology annotation, biological process: base-excision repair, AP site formation. NCBI's taxonomy places the organism in Eukaryota, Fungi, Ascomycota, Eurotiomycetes, Eurotiales, Aspergillaceae.